AUGACAAAAUCAUACGGUACGUUCCCGGAAUUGUUUGACGCAUGUUUCGAUAAAAUUUCUAAAGAACUGUUCAAAUGCGAUGAGUGGGCCAGACGUUGGGUGGGCUCCGGACAUGACCAGGCUAAAUGUUGUCAGCUUAAAUGCACCAGGGAAGAAGUGGAGAUUUUGGAUGUUAUGGGUGUGCUGGCUACCCUUAUGCUAAACGUUCAACUGAAUGUGUUAUGUCAAAAUUAA
Messenger RNA from Medioppia subpectinata, 234 nucleotides. The record is from the annotation of a GenBank genome assembly. NCBI's taxonomy places the organism in Eukaryota, Metazoa, Arthropoda, Arachnida, Sarcoptiformes, Oppiidae.